This is a messenger RNA of Diaporthe citri, 879 nucleotides long. RefSeq lists its product as uncharacterized. The transcript has a single exon. The record is from RefSeq and is a predicted model, not a curated record. The coding region runs from base 1 to 879 and encodes 292 amino acids. Lineage: Eukaryota; Fungi; Ascomycota; Sordariomycetes; Diaporthales; Diaporthaceae.
AUGGGACUCGGCCAGCCGUUGCCUUCCGGAGUUGCAUCUCAUCCUCCCCCAACUCAUGCAUCCUCACUCGGGCAGGGUCCACCUCCGCCUCCGCCUCCGCCAUCCCAGGGUCAGCAGCAAAGCCAGCAUCUGGGCCAACUACCCCCGCCGCCACCAGGGUGGCAGGGCUCGGAAGACUCCAUGCGAGCGUGGUUGCAUGCGAAGGCGGAAGAGGACAAGAGGAAGCAAGAAGAGGAGAGGACCAGCCAGGAACGGCUUCGCCUCGAGCAACGACGAACCGAGUACGACAUUCUGCGAACGUCGUUACAGGGUGGCGUCCCACCGCCCCUGGUCCCGGUCGUGUUUGCUGGUAUGGGAGGUGGUAACCUGCCGCCAGCAGCGCUGGAAUGGGCCCAGCAGUUCAUGUACUCCCAGGCGCAAGGUGGGCCUCCGCAGCAUCUUCUGCCCGGCCCAGCUUCGCCAGAGUACCGCCGUGACUCUCAAGCGCAAGCCUAUGGGCACUAUUCCGGCUCUGGUGGUGUUCCGUCCACUCCCGGAUCUGCUCAGGGUGCCCAUGGCAGCUUUGUUGGGACGCACCCAAACUCUUCACCACGUGCUCGAGGCUACAGCAUGCCAAGCUCUGGCAGCCGUCCGCUCGGAGGGGGGCCCGGCCUAUCCAGCCUGAACACGAGCGUGCUCCCAAGCUCAGGUGGCGCGUCUGCAGCGCAGACACACCCAGGCGUCGCCUCGGCGCAGCAGCAGCAGCAGCAGCAGGAAACGCAGCAGUCCCCGUCGAUAUACUUCCAUAUGUGGCAACCCCCGACGAGCCAGGCCAGCCAGUCCGGCUCCAAUCAGCCGGCAACACCUUCCGGUGCGUCCAAAUCCAAACAUCGGUCUUAA